Molecule: messenger RNA, 2037 nt
Organism: Pisolithus orientalis
Lineage: Eukaryota; Fungi; Basidiomycota; Agaricomycetes; Boletales; Pisolithaceae
Exons: 7
Coding region: 1-2037 (678 amino acids)
Source: RefSeq, a predicted model, not a curated record
AUGUUCAAGACUGUCACUCAAUUAACUCUCAAGGAUUCAUAUAACUUGCACAUUCCCAUUAAUGCACCACAUAUGACUCAGAUCACUGAGACAUGGAGAACCAGUGUGGAACCCCUCCUCGUCAGAUGGGAUUUUGUUGAUGAAGAGGUUCUGCUUCCAACAGGACAAAUGGUGACUGGCUUCUUCAACUGCUGCACCAUGAGCACCAUCAUUCAUGAAGCUGUAUUCUCACCUUGUUGCAAACUGUCCUCCAUCAUCCCCCCCAACACAGAAAAUCUCGAUCAUCUUAUCACCUUCACCAUCACCAUCAUUCAGUGGGGGCUCACAAACCUUGUCAGGGGCCGUGAGGCCAAGUUCGAGGCAGAUGUAUAUGAACCUCACUACAACAAUGCCCUUCGACAUAUUCAGGACCUUAGGAGCGAGGGACCUAUUACUACACUAGACCGUUUCUCGGAAUUUACUGCCAGCAUUUUGACUCAGAAGUGCGUUCGAAGGCUCGGACAUCGUCUCGAUAUCUUCUCUGGGCGAGUAUUUUCGCAAUUAUUGUCAUUAUUUGGUGUCGCUCGAAAAGCAGAAGAAGCCAUCAUCCUAUGUAGCUUCGGCUUUUUUAGUGGGUUCCCGCCCAAGUUCAGACGCGAGGUACUCAAGUAUCUUGACUCGCCAAGUCGAAGGGUUACUGUGUCUAGCCUUAUGGCUUCAGUUAAACAGGUUCUCGCACUCGGAAAUGGCGUCUGGAAGUGCAGCGAGGCCAACAGUUCACGCGCGCAGCCAUCGCGCGCCUCAGACAAUCAUUCCCCCCGCCGAUCGUACUCGUUCUGCUUCUUCUGCGGACUUUCGGGACAUAUUCGGGCAGGUUGCCAUUCAUUCAAGUCAUAUUUAGCUUCGGGAAAGUGUCUACUUGUAAACGGUCGCGUUGUUCUACCUACAGGACUGGAAAUCCCGCGAGAAGUUGCCGGACGGACUCUACGAGACCGUCUCGCCAACUGGUCUUCAUUGACAAGCCAGUUCGAGGCUUGUAUGGGCUCAUCGCCCGCUCGCUCGCUUUCACUCACAGCCGCACCCUCUCGAUGCGUGUUCAACGCACCAUCGCACAUACCCGCUCAGACGAGCAUCGUGUCUACUCAGUCCCUACCUACUCUCCAGCUCGAGCCAGCAGUACCCGACCCACCACCUGUUCAGUCUUCCACAGUCGAGGUCGCCACGUGGCCGAGGCCGGUCGCCCUCGCAUCCUCGUUCACGCUCGCGCUCGCAGACUCGAACAGGCUCCUCACUCCCUUCUUCCUCGUCAUCGUCGUCGUCGUCCUUGCACUGGCGCUCUCGUUCACGUUCGAGGAAGGCGUAUUCAUACAUCCAUUCCAAACCGAAGCGGUCGCGCAGCCGCAGUCGCAUGCCCCGGCGCUCUCGAAGAGCGCGUUAACGCUGCAUUAUGGAUCUACCUACAUCGUAACGCGGAAUUUUUGGCUCGAGUUCCCCACGGAACGCCGUUUAGCAUCGCACCCGGCGCCUUCCCACACUCUACAUGAUUCCUCCCAUCCGCAGAUACAGUUCCGGCAAGGCACGCUGUCGACGAGGCCACCAUCAACACUGCUUGUCGCUCGUCAAGGUGGAUACUACCUCCCUCGUACCGAGCGCGUAUCUCGCUCGUUAUCGCGCCGUGCCUCUCGCUUUUUGGAAGGCUCGUACUACUCGACGUCAGCUCUCUGUCGGUACCAAGCUCGUUUACAUGCGCCCAGCCGUUCAGGAGAUAUUCGCGUUUUUGUGGAUAGGUCCAUUCUCAGGGUCCUGUGGUCGUAUCUCGCUCGUUCCCGCGUCGCGCCUCUCGCUUUUGGGGAGGAUUGUAUUCCACGACGAAUGCUCCAUGUUGAUAUCAGGAUUGUUCUGAUAGGUCCAGUAGCUCCGGAGAUAUUUGCGUUUUUGUGCGAAGGCCCAUCCUCGAGGUCUUGCCAUAGUCGCUCGCGCAGUUCUACGUCGCUCCUCUCGCUUUUCGGGUCGUUCAUCCCGCUCGCUGAACCCUUCCUGGGGAUGCCUACUUUGUAA